AUCAUUCAUCAUGAUCAAGUUUUGAGAACACAGGGAGUUUCGUAGGGUAAACAUUUGAGGCAGGGGAAAAUGCUUGCACCAUUUCUUUUAGCUGUAUCCUUUAUCUGCGUUUCCUGUUACAGGCCGGUAGUCUUGGUCCAUGGGAUGUUUGGAUCUGCUCCCAGUGAAUUCGGAAAAACUUUCGAAAACUGGAUUAAAAGUGAACAUAAUGGCACUAUAAUCUAUGCUAUUCGAAUGUUUGAGAAGCUGUGCAGCCUACGUCCAAUGUGGUACCAGAUAGGAAAAAUCAAUGAACAAGUACGGGAAAUCAUGAGGGGACACCCAGAAGGGGUCCACUUUGUUUGCUAUUCGCAAGGAGGCUUGCUGUGUCGUGGAAUCGUUUCCUCAAUGAAUCACAACGUACACAACUUUAUUUCCUUGUCUUCUCCCCAGGCAGGACAGUACGGAAUUCCAAGAAAAUGGGAUAGAUACAUGCCAGCGAACUGUAUAAAAACUAACAUCUAUAAGUUUUUUUAUACACAUUUUGUCCAAAAUCAUCUGUCCGUUGCAAAUUAUUGGAAUGAUCCGCAUCACCAAACUCUGUAUCGAAACUAUUCUGUGUUCCUCUCACAUCUUGACGGAUCCACGCCUUCGCCAAAUAUGAGUGAGUACAAGAGGAAUUUUUUAAAACUCCAUCGAUUAGUUCUGAUUGGAGGCCCGGAUGAUGAUGUUGUGACGCCUUGGCAAUCCAGUCAUUUUAGUUUUUACGACGAAAAUGAAAAUGUCGUAGAAAUGAAGAAACAAAAGUUCUUUCAGGAUGACAGUUUUGGACUGCAAACGCUCUAUAAUAUGAAAAGGGUCCAUAUUCAUACCUUCCCAGGAGUUGUGCACAAAAAAUGGUAUGCCAACCGAACAGUUUUCAACUCUGCAAUACUCCCCUAUCUGACGUAAAAGGCAAAUUACGUGAAUAAUUUGUGUCUGUUUUCUUCAUAUCGACGUUCAUUGAAAUAGAAAUUGAGUCAUCCUUCUUGCUACUGUGCAAAUAAAACUCUUUUUUGUAUGAUUACUAAACUUCUACUGAAUAGAGAAGUUCAUGAAUAGCUAUAAAAAGGUUGAUAGAGAUGGUGAAUAUUGAGACAUGACUGUACAAUUGAUUAAGUUCCUUUAAAUACUGGUGGUGAGAUGAAUGGACGUUGCAACAUUUGGCAUGUCUCCGAACAGUCUUCGAGGAAGAAAGAUUCGAGAGCACUUGAAGCUAGCAAUGGAUCGCGUCUGCUCUCGGAACAAUCUCAAAAGUUCAAGUAUGGAAAGGCAAAGAGUCCUGAAGUGUGUUUUCCAAAACUACAUGUGCAAUGUAUAGAAGAAGUUAAUUAAAAACUUAUUCACUAUGGUUUUUUUUUUCAAAAUUGUUUUUGGAUAUCAUCAGGUGCUAUAUACUCAGACUUGUACAGAAAUAUUAAGCAUUAAAUUUCUUUUAGUGUGA
Molecule: messenger RNA, 1462 nt
Organism: Magallana angulata
Lineage: Eukaryota; Metazoa; Mollusca; Bivalvia; Ostreida; Ostreidae
Product: lysosomal thioesterase PPT2-A-like
Exons: 9
Coding region: 70-930 (286 amino acids)
Cellular component (GO): lysosome
Molecular function (GO): thiolester hydrolase activity
Source: RefSeq, a predicted model, not a curated record